This is a messenger RNA of Pteropus alecto (black flying fox), 2104 nucleotides long. It is a transcript of the gene EIF2B2, whose product is annotated as eukaryotic translation initiation factor 2B subunit beta. Gene Ontology annotation, biological process: translational initiation. Gene Ontology annotation, cellular component: eukaryotic translation initiation factor 2B complex. NCBI's taxonomy places the organism in Eukaryota, Metazoa, Chordata, Mammalia, Chiroptera, Pteropodidae. The transcript has 8 exons. Bases 92 to 1132 code for a protein of 346 amino acids. The record is from RefSeq and is a predicted model, not a curated record. Gene Ontology annotation, molecular function: guanyl-nucleotide exchange factor activity; translation initiation factor activity.
UCAGAGCGGAAGCCGACCUUGUCCGCCCCGGAAGUGCAAUCCUGGUGGUCGUGCAGGUGUGGAUUCCGCCGCGAAGGCGGCUUCUUUCGAGAUGCCCGGAGCUGCUGCCAAGGGCUUGGAAUUGUCCGAGAGGAUCGAGAGUUUCGUGGAGGCCCUGAAGCGGGGCGGCGGGCGGCGCAGCUCCGAGGACAUGGCCCGAGAGACCCUGGGGCUGCUGCGCUGGAUCAUCACGGACCACUGCUGGAGCAACGCAGGGGAGCUGAUGGAAUUGAUCCGCAGAGAGGGCCGAAGGAUGACGGCUGCGCAGCCCUCAGAGACCACCGUGGGCAACAUGGUGCGGAGAGUGCUCAGGAUCAUCCGGGAGGAGUAUGGCAGACUCCACGGUCGCAGCGACGAGAGCGACCAGCAGGAGUCCCUGCACAAACUCUUGACAUCCGGAGGCCUGAACGAGGAUUUCAGCUCCUAUUAUGCCCAACUCCAGUCCAGUAUCAUUGAGGCAAUUAAUGAGCUGCUUGUGGAACUGGAAGGGACAACGGAGAACAUUGCAGCUCAGGCUCUAGAGCACAUCCACUCCAAUGAGGUGAUCAUGACCAUUGGCUUCUCCCGAACAGUAGAGGCCUUCCUCAGAGAAGCUGCCCGGGAGAGGAAAUUCCAUGUCAUUGUGGCAGAGUGUGCUCCUUUCUGUCAGGGUCAUGAAAUGGCAGUCAAUUUGUCCAAAGCAGGUAUUGAGACAACUGUCAUGACUGAUGCUGCCAUUUUUGCUGUUAUGUCAAGAGUCAACAAGGUGAUCAUUGGCACAAAGACCAUUCUGGCCAAUGGUGCCCUGAGAGCUGUGACAGGAACUCACACUCUAGCAUUGGCAGCGAAACACCAUUCCACCCCACUCAUCGUCUGUGCUCCUAUGUUCAAGCUUUCCCCACAGUUCCCCAAUGAAGAAGAUUCAUUUCACAAGUUUGUGGCUCCUGAAGAAGUCCUGCCCUUCACAGAAGCACAUAUGAUUGCCUUUCAGGAGACAUUCUGGAGAAGGUCAGCGUUCAUUGCCCUGUGUUUGACUACGUCCCCCCAGAGCUCAUUACCCUCUUUAUCUCCAACAUUGGUGGGAAUGCACCUUCCUACAUCUACCGCCUCAUGAGCGAACUCUACCAUCCUGAUGAUCAUAUCCUGUGACACCAGUCAUCCUAAGUAGAAACUGCUUAGACGAACCCAGAAUGGAGAGGAGACUUCAGUGCCACUGCCGAAUGCACCUUCCACGUAAUGGGGGAGUGAACUGGAGUCAGCCUAAAAAAAUCCGUUUCCUGCCUUUUUAAUCAUCCCAUAACAAGGACAUAUCUGGGACUGGUUUUUUUUUUUUUUUUUUUUUUUGCCUUUCAGGUCUUAACAGAGUAGCAGGGCUUGACCUAUUCAUUCUGGACCUUCUUGGUGACCUAGAGCAUUUGUUUCGGGAACUUAAACUUUCUGGUUCAGUGGUGUGUUAAACAUAACAAUGAAUAAGCUUGCUAGGAUACAUUUUUUUGCUCAGAAAUGUCUACCAUACCUUUUCAUAGGUUGUGCCAAUUAAAGCUACUUGAAGGUUCCUGAGUUGGUUUAUUUUCGUUUUGCUCUGAUUGAACUGCCUGAAACAGCAGCAGCAGAGCCCUUUACAUGUUUUCAUAGAGGGCUGAAGUUAGAGGUAAGUCUAAAACAGAAAAGUACAACUGAGAGUACAGUUUUCUUUAUAAUUCACUGGAAAUGUGAAUUAUAAAGAAAAUUCACAAUUUGUAAUCAAACAACUUGUAAUCUAAGACUGGUUCCAGAACUUCUCUGAUCAUCAAAAUCAUCUGGAAGCUUAAAAAAAUAAAUACUCAGGCUCCAUCCCAGAUCCGCUACAUCUGAUUUCUGGGGUGACAUCUGUUUAAAGCUCCUCAGGAAAGGACCCUCUCAUGUACUGUUAAUAGGACUGUAAACAAUCUUUUCUUUGAACCUGCACUUCUAGAAUUAUUUGUACAAGCACACAAAGAUACAGAUGAGACUAUCCAUUGUAGCAGCUGUAAUGUCACAGCCUAAGUGUUCAGCAGUAACAUUUUGUAUUCUGUUAAUUAAAAGCAAGAAAGGUUUUUAAAUAUGA